AUGGCGUUGUGUCGGAAAUAUUCAAAAUGUAUAGCGUUGCUAUCUACAAUAGGACUACUUUUCCUUACGUACGAAGUUUAUACAAGAUUAAAUGCCGCAGAUUCAAUUUGCUUUCCUAACGCAGCUGAUGGAUAUGCACGUUCAGAAUAUAAAGGCAGUGUCGUCGAAAACUAUACUCUGCCUCGACGGCUAUCAGCUAUCACAAAUGAUACGCACUGUCCGGACGGAUUUUGGAAAGAUGAUGAGCUAACGUGGGAAAAUUCAACGGCCAUUCCAACGCGAAUCGCAGAGUAUGAACAGUUUGUCAAAGCGAAGGAAUGGACUUCGGGGAAAUCAGAUGACAAACCCGUAUUCAUAACCGGUGCAUCUUCAAAUCAUUUUCAAGAGAUGAUUGAAAUGUUGCAAAAUUUUAAUGAUCUACGACAACGCUUGCAUAGAAACUGGAUGCUUUAUUUUUUUAAUUUAGGUUUAUCAGCCAAGGAAGUAGAAGAGACAAUCCAAGAAGUCACAGAUUCAAAAUUAACUCUCACUUGUCGCAUAAGGCAAUGAUCUAAACUACAUUGAACGCAAAGCACAACCGCUGCCACACACCAGUCAAAACAGCUUACCAUUAAAGGUGGGGAUACUGCGCGGGAACGGUCAGUGGAACAAUAAAUUACUAA
Molecule: messenger RNA, 662 nt
Organism: Mya arenaria
Lineage: Eukaryota; Metazoa; Mollusca; Bivalvia; Myida; Myidae
Exons: 5
Coding region: 1-549 (182 amino acids)
Source: RefSeq, a predicted model, not a curated record